Messenger RNA from Lodderomyces oxycetoniae, 867 nucleotides. RefSeq names its product ubiquinol--cytochrome-c reductase catalytic subunit (gene CYT1). The record is from RefSeq and is a predicted model, not a curated record. Gene Ontology annotation, biological process: mitochondrial electron transport, ubiquinol to cytochrome c. Gene Ontology annotation, molecular function: electron transfer activity; heme binding. The transcript has a single exon. NCBI's taxonomy places the organism in Eukaryota, Fungi, Ascomycota, Pichiomycetes, Serinales, Debaryomycetaceae. The coding region runs from base 1 to 867 and encodes 288 amino acids.
AUGUUUAGAUCGGCAUUCAAAACUGCGAGCCAACCUUUGGUUCAGAAAUUCAUAGCUGGUGGUGUUGGUGUAAGCGGGUUGACUGCGUCGUAUUUAUUAUACCAAGACUCAAUGAGUGCUAAUGCCAUGACAGCGGCAGAACACGGAUUGCAUCCUCCGGCAUACAACUGGCCACACAAUGGUAUGUUUGAGACCUUUGACCAUGCUUCGAUUAGAAGAGGUUACCAAGUGUAUAAAGAGGUUUGUGCAGCAUGUCAUUCUUUGGAAAGAAUUGCUUGGAGAAACUUGGUUGGAAGCUCUCAUACCACAUCCGAGGCUAAAGAAAUGGCUGAAGAAUUUGAAUACGAUGAUGAGCCAGAUGACGAAGGUAAUCCGAGAAAAAGACCAGGUAAGUUGGCAGAUUACAUACCAGGUCCAUAUGCAAACGAACAAGCUGCUAGAGCUGCUAACCAGGGAGCUUUACCACCAGAUUUAUCAUUGAUUGUCAAAGCCAGACACGGUGGAUGUGAUUAUAUCUUUUCUUUAUUGACCGGUUAUCCAGAAGAAGCACCAGCGGGAGUAGUAUUACCAGAAGGAUCUAAUUACAAUCCAUACUUCCCUGGUGGUGCUAUUGCGAUGGGUAGAGUUUUAUUUGAUGACUUGGUGGAAUAUGAAGAUGGUACACCAGCUACAACUUCUCAAAUGGCCAAAGAUGUGACUACGUUUUUGAAUUGGGCAUCUGAACCAGAACAUGACGAGAGAAAGAAAUGGGGAUUGAAAGCUCUUAUAGUGCUCUCGUCAUUGUAUUUAUUAUCUAUCUGGGUAAAGAGAUUCAAGUGGACUCCAAUCAAGAAUAGAAAGUUUAGAUUUGACCCACCAAAGAAAUAG